UCGCCACCAAAGACAUUGCUAUAAAUAGCUUUCGAUUUUUGAUAUCUCACAAUAUGUGUCGAUUUUUGUGGCUUUCAAGUUCGUUUUCAAUAGAGGACCGAUAAAGUAGGAACCUAUCGUCAGACUACCGAUUACUGAAUCAAAAUGGCGAAACUAAUUCUGAUUUCUCUGCAAGCUGUAUUUGCAAUUACCGCUGUGCUAUCAACGAAUGCACCAUCUGGAAGUUCUGACUUCAAAUACAUCGGGUCGUUCAGAUCUAGAUUGGAUGUUCAGGGAAGAAGCACACAGCUGUUUGAUGAGAGUAAUUAUUACGUCAGUCAGAAUUGGGGUGCCUGGAAUACUGCCGAGUUUGAUUGUGAACGUUUGCUAAAUACUAAAUUACUUGCUGUAGAAACGGAAGAAGAAUGGAAGUUCAUCAAAGAAAUGCUCAGAAAUUAUGGAUUUGGAACGUCCUACUGGACCAGUGGACAGUAUGCUCUAAAUGAAUUCCGUUGGUCAGCGACGAAUAUUGCAUUGGCACCAUUUGCACCAUGGGAAAGAGGUUAUCCGAAGAAAGCGAACGCCGGUGUGGGUGUGUUAAUUAAUUAUAUAAAUCGUUACAAUGCCACUUGGAGUACCGUUCCAUACACACAGUUGCAUCGAUAUAUUUGCGAGGAAAGGGUACCAGCUCCGUCAGUAAUAGCUCCACCUUGCUAUCAAACCAAUGACCUAGUGAUUGUACUCGAUUCAUCGGGAAGCAUCGGAAGCGGAAAUUUCGAAAAAGCAAAACAAUUUGUAGAACGCCUGAUCAGCGCAUUCACCGUUUACAGUCCGAAUCGAGUUUCUUUUGUGACGUUUUCGCAUUUCGCUACCACUCACAUCGACUUAACGAGUGGAUUAAGUCCUGCAGACAUAAGUUCGACGAUUUUGAUGACACAGUUUGAAGCUGGUAGCACUAACACCCAUUGGGGAAUUGAGUUGGCAACAGAACAAUUGAUUUCGUCUUACCGAGGAGUUCCAAUGAAUAUGGUCAUAUUAACGGACGGCGAAUCCAAUUUGCCGUCUAAGACUGUUGAAGUUGCAAAAGAAGCUAUCAGUCGUGGCAUCCGGACAAUUUCCGUUGGCAUAACACAGUACAUCAAUCAGAACGAACUGCUUGAAAUGGCUGGAAACGAUAUUAGUCGAGUUUUUACAACAGAUAAUUUUGAUCAACUGAUCAAUUUGUUGGCGCCACUUAGUCUUAAAAUAUGCUCGUCGAAUGAAUUAGUGAAUUAAUUGCUCGUCGAGAGA
This is a messenger RNA of Bradysia coprophila, 1269 nucleotides long. RefSeq lists its product as uncharacterized. The record is from RefSeq and is a predicted model, not a curated record. Lineage: Eukaryota; Metazoa; Arthropoda; Insecta; Diptera; Sciaridae.